AUGUCUAAUCUCACGCCUCAAAAUUCCAUAACAGAAUCAGAUCAUUCGAGAUUAUCCGAAGUGGCAUUAAUUGAAAAAUUUUUUGCCGAAGUUAAAAAUUUCGAUUCUAAUAAUAAAAAAAAUAAUAAAUACGAAUCGAGAGAUAACGGUAUAAUAGAUGAUAAGAAAAAUUCAAUUAAAUGGAUUCCGAAUCAAACGGAAGAAGAAUACGGUAGAGAAUUGAAAAAGAAUAAAUCGAUGGGAGAGAAAACAAAGGAUAGAAAAUAUAACGGGCCCAAUAUGGCGACGAUGGAAAGCGAUAAAACGUCAUCAAGUUGCACCGCAAGUGAUUUUACGAAUAAUGUUUACACGAGAAAUGGUUACAUCCGUGGUACGAACGAGAAAAAAAUUGAUAGGGAUUCCCUUUUGAAAUAUAACGAAUUCAGCAGUUUGAUAUCAUCACUCGGUGGUGCCAACCACCAUUUACCAGUCGAAGUUAAACUCGAUGAUAAGGAUAUUAGAAAGUCGGAAGAAAAACGUCAUUGGCUCGACGAAGAAAGUAGCAUUUACAUAAUAUUGGGAGGAAUACAAAUGAUGUUGGGAAUAUUGAUGGCAGUUUUUGGAGUUUUGGUCAUUGCUCACAAUUCAAGCCUUUCAGGUGCCGGAAGUGGACUGUGGGGUGGUGCGGUUGCCAUGUUUUCUGGUCUCGUGGGUAUUUUGGCGGGGCUUAGAGGUUGUUACACGGCUGAAAAAGGUUUGGCGAAAACUUCUAGAACUCUUCUCUCCGUAUUUCUUGCUUUAUGUUUGGUUUCUUUUGCUUUAAGUAAUCUCGUUGUCGUUUUAACUGCCACUGGAUUAAUUAGAGACGUGCAAAGAUCAAACGAAUCUGCAAAUUUAGACGAAGAAGAAGUUCUCAUAAUAAAUUGGCCACCCGUUCUUGCUGAUAUCGGACUAAUAUUAGCAGCUACUCUUCAGUGCGUUGCUGCCGUUUUCUCAGGAUAUAAAUGCUACAGAAAAGUUUGUCCCUGUUUCAAAAGUCAAAGGAAAUCUUCGGUAUCCGACGUUGAUUCUUCCCAAAACGAAAAAUAUAAAACAGAAGAAAAAGAUCGUUUCGUAUAUCAUUGGUUAGGACAACAACUACGAAUGCCAGAAAAAAAAGAUAAAUAUGGCGGCCAAGAAAGUAUAAUGCCCUGGGGAACUCCAAAUCUCGUUUUAUUGCCUCCUCCUCCUCCGAUAAUAACAAAUGGACAAAUUCCCAUAUUAACAUUUCUUCAGUCACCAUCUUCUGUGUUCGGUUCUUCCGUAUGUGGUCAAGUGUAUCCAAGUUCAACAAUGCCCUGCUGUUGCAGACACGGAACACAAUGCGUGUCUAAUUCAAAUCCGAUGGUUCAUCACGAGAAAAGAUCUUCGAAAAGGGCUAAUUAUUUACAACCGGAUAGCAAGGUUCGAAGCAAACACAGAAGUAGAAGUAGAAGCAGUGUGAAUAAUGAAAGAAGAGCAUCGCUACCAACGGCAGAAGAAGUUGCCAAAACGUAUACAGGUUUGGAUAGAGAAAUAGCUGAAGAAUUUAUUAGUAUUGCUAUGGGGAAAGGAGGAAAACGUUCUAGAAACAAUAGUUUUGCCGAAUACGGAACGGAAAUUAAAAAGAAGGCUUAUUAG
This is a messenger RNA of Pediculus humanus corporis (human body louse), 1638 nucleotides long. RefSeq lists its product as uncharacterized. Lineage: Eukaryota; Metazoa; Arthropoda; Insecta; Psocodea; Pediculidae. Gene Ontology annotation, cellular component: membrane. The coding region runs from base 1 to 1638 and encodes 545 amino acids. The record is from RefSeq and is a predicted model, not a curated record. The transcript has 6 exons.